Messenger RNA from Xiphophorus couchianus (Monterrey platyfish), 2060 nucleotides. RefSeq names its product protein NLRC3-like. Bases 172 to 1731 code for a protein of 519 amino acids. The record is from RefSeq and is a predicted model, not a curated record. NCBI's taxonomy places the organism in Eukaryota, Metazoa, Chordata, Actinopteri, Cyprinodontiformes, Poeciliidae. The transcript is spliced from 2 exons.
GGUGUUUAGCUCCAUGAUUUCAGUCUGUUUUCUUAAUCUAUUAUUCUGUUCCAGCUACUGGAGAACAACAUUGUCACUUUUGUGAAGAACGAGCUGAAGAAGAUCCAGAAAGUUUUGAAUCCAGAUUACCCAGAAUGUUCAGAGAGUCAGAGAGAAGAUGAUGAGGUGUUGAUGGGUGAGAAUGAAGAGCAGAGGAGGAGCAGCAGAGAGGCAGUGCUGAAGAUCACACUGAACUUCCUGAGGAGGAUGAAGCAGGAGGACCUGGCUGACCAUCUGCAGAAAAUUUUUCUUGGAGCUUGUCAACAUCAACUUAAAUCUGGUCUCAAGAAGAAGUUCCAGUCUGUGUUUGAGGGGAUUUCUAAAGCAGGAAGUCCAACCCUUCUGAACCAGAUCUACACAGAGCUCUACAUCACAGAGGGAGGGACUGGAGAGGUCAAUGAUGAACAUGAGGUCAGACAGAUUGAAACAGCAUCCAGGAAACCACACAGACCAGAAACAACAAUCAGACAAGAAGACAUCUUUAAAGUCCCACCUGGAAGAGAUCAACCAAUCAGAACAGUGAUGACAAAGGGAGUGGCUGGCAUUGGGAAAACUGUCUUAACACAGAAGUUCACUCUGGACUGGGCUGAAGACAAAGCCCACCAGAACAUCCAGUUCAUAUUUCCAUUCACGUUCAGAGAGCUGAAUGUGCUGAAAGAGAAAAAGUUCAGCUUGGUGGAACUUGUUCAUCAUUUCUUUAGUGAAACCAAAGAAAUCUGGAGCUUUGAACACUUCCAGGUUCUGUUCAUCUUUGAUGGUCUGGAUGAGAGUCGACUUCCUCUGGACUUCCACAACAAGGAGAUCCUGACUGAUGCUACAGAGUCCACCUCAGUGGAUGUUCUGCUGACAAACCUCAUCAGGGGGAAACUGCUUCCCUCUGCUCUCCUCUGGAUAACCACACGACCUGCAGCAGCCAAUCAGAUCCCUCCUCAUUGUAUGGACAUGGUGACAGAGGUCAGAGGGUUCAAUGACCCCCAGAAGGAGGAGUACUUCAGGAAGAGAUUCAGAGAUGAGGAGCAGGCCACCAGGAUCAUCUCCCACAUGAAGACAUCACGAAACCUCCACAUCAUGUGCCACAUCCCAGUGUUCUGCUGGAUCACUGCUACAGUUCUGGAGGAUGAGUUGAAGACCAGAGAGGGAGGAGAACUGCCCAGCACCCUGACUGAGAUGUAUAUCCACUUCCUGGUGGUUCAGACCAAAGUGAAGAAGGUCAAGUAUGAUGGAGGAGCUGAAACAGAUCCACACUGGAGUCCAGAGAGCAGGAAGAUGAUUGAGUCUCUGGGAAAACUGGCUUUUGAUCAGCUGCAGAAAGGAAACUUGAUCUUCUAUGAAUCAGACCUGACAGAGUGUGGCAUCGAUAUCAGAGCAGCUUCAGUGUACUCAGGAGUGUUCACACAGAUCUUUAGGGAGGAGAGAGGGCUGUACCAGGACAAGGUGUUCUGCUUCAUCCAUCUGAGUGUUCAGGAGUUUCUGGCUGCUCUUCAUGUUCAUCUGACCUUUAUCAACUCUGGUUCUUAUGUGAUGAAAGAAACGCAAAGAUCGGAGAAGUCUCCAUUACUUAAUAAAUCUGACCUUAAAUCUCUCCAUCAGAGAGCUGUCGACCAGGCCUUACAGAGUCCAAAUGGACACCUGGACUUGUUCCUUCGCUUCCUCCUGGGACUUUCACUGCAGACCAAUGAGAGACUCCUAUAAGGUCUGGUGAAACAGACAGGAAGUAGCUCACAGACAAAUCAGGAAACAGUACAGUAUAUUAAGGAGAAAAUCAGUGAGAAUCUGUCUGCAGAGAAAAGCAUCAAUCUGUUCCACUGUCUGAAUGAACUGAAUGAUCGCUCUCUAGUGGAGGAGAUCCAACAGUCUCUGAGUUCAGGAAGGCUCUCCACAGAUAAAAUGUCUCCUGCUCAGUGGUCAGCUCUGGGUUUCAUCUUAGUGUCAUCAGGAAAAGAUCUGGAUGUGUUUGACCUGAAGAAAUACUCUGCUUCAGAGGAGGUUCUUCUGAGGCUGCUGCCUGUGGUUAAAGCCUC